UGGCGUGAGGUGGCUGGUGAGGGGCGCGCUGUGGUGUUUCGUGUUGCCUGGUGAACUUAUGGCUUCGGCAAAGACAGUGGCAAGUUUGAAAAAUCGACAGUGUGUCAAGGAUUACAUUUUGACCGCCAUUGACCAGCUGAAGCAGCGCAAAGCUCGUCCAGAUCGGUACCGCAUUGCCUAUGUUCUCAGCAAGCAAUUCGGAGUGGAUGUUGAAGCUGCUAACGACACAUUGGAGCAAAUGACAGAUGAACACAAGAUUGUUCGGGUGGACUACAAGGGUUCUGUGAGCUACAGAGACAUCAGAAACUGGAUACGCGUCAACGAUAAUAUUCAAGGGAUAUCCAUGUACGGAGGUGCCUUUAUCCUGAAUUCUGAUCGGGCUAGUGCUGCCAUCCACGAAGCGGUCAAAUCGUUAGCACUUGAUAAAAAUGCAAGGACAGUGACCUUGGCCGAGGUGGAAAAAUACUUCAAAGACAAGGCACAUAAUCAAUACACCACCGCGCCUUUGGCCGUCGCGCUUCAACGUGAAGUGAACGCCGGGCACCUGCUGAAAGCGGGCGUCAAUGUUUUCGCUCUCCAGACAUCGAAAAAACAAAAACAGGAGAUGAUGGUAAACCGGACAGAAUCACCUACAUCAGAGGGGACUUCAGAUGGAAACGAUGCCAUCAAUGACAACGGAAAAAGAGUAAAGAAAACCAAGGUGAUCUUCGACCCGAGCGAGACGCGCCCGACGCAAACCGACCAGCCGGCGGCCAAGCGAGCAAAGAAGAUGGUGAUGAGCGCUCUUAGCUCGUCCGCUGCCGCCGCCGUCGCUGCUGCCCCUGCCGCGGCCACCGCCGCCGCCACUGCAACCUCCACGUCCACCGUCACCGCUACCGCCUCCACGACCGCCCCGGCCAGGCGUGUGUGCAACUUCUGUCACAAGCAGACCAAACAUGAGGUGGUGCUGGUGUGUCGUCAGUGCCAGACGCCAGCGCACCCGAGCUGCUUGGGAUACAGCAGACGCCUGGCCAAGGUCGUGCAAAAUCACCCGUGGACAUGCAUGGACUGCAAGACCUGCAAGCUCUGCCGGGACGUGGGUGGGGAGCUGAUAUUCUGCGACAAGUGCGACGAGGCGUACCACAUGGUGUGCCACCGGCCGGUGGUGCGGCGAAAGCCGGUCGGCGAGUGGAUGUGUCUGCAGUGUCGCGGUGGCAAGCCCGGUCCCGGCCGGCCCGCCAAGCUAGCUUGGAAGCCACAAUCGCCGCCUGCCCGUGAGCUGCUGGCGAAGCCGGCGGCGGUGGCGGCGUCGCAACCGAAGGUAGCGCAGAAAACCGCGCCGAAGCCAGCACUAAAGUUGGCUCAAAAGCCGGCGCCGAAAUCGGUGCAGAAGCCGGCGCAGAAGCCGGUGCAGAAGCCGGCGCAAAAACCGCCGCCGAAGCCGGCGCCGAAGCCGGCGCCGGUUGCGGUGGCGGUCCGGCUGGACUGGCCGCUGCAGCUGUUGGACGCGCCGGUGGACCCCAGCGUACCGGACGCUUCCGGCUGGAGCACCGCCGAGGUGGCCGCUUACUUCAGCCGUCACGGCUUCGCCCAACACGCCGACGCCUUCCGCAAGCACGAGGUGGACGGACCGGCGCUGCUGAUGCUGGCCAGGAUGGACGUGCUGCGAGGCCUUGGCCUGAAGCUCGGGCCCGCGCUCAAAGUCUACAACCACGUCAAGCUGUUGCAGACACGGCGGCGAGCCUGUCUGGACUUCUGCCUACUCUGAGCACCGAUAGAUGACAGUCUGUGCAGCGAGCUUGCGUGGACUUCUCCCUGCUGUGAGUGUCAAUAGAUGGCAGAUGUGGCGGGCUUGCGUGGCCUGCAUCCCGUGAACGCCGAUAACAUGACGGGCUUGCUUGAAAUUCUGCCUGCCGUGACUGGCGAUAGAUGGCACUUCCAGCGCCUCGCGGCUUUCGAAUAAUACGUCCGCGAGCUGUGUCCCUCCUUCAUGUCAUGGAUGUCAGUGCUCGGAUGUGGGAGGAAUGUUUCACGCCGCCGCCGACACCCGGCCUCAUGUGUGGUUCGGCGGUAGCGGCUGCGGUUAUCAGACUACUUCGCCACCGGAGUGACGGCUGAUUAAUUCGUCGCCAGGCCUGUCGUGGACCGGGCCAUCUCGGCGUGUAACGGCGUGGAGGCGCUGGCUGCUUCUCCGGUGUGUGUUGUCAGAUGGCUGUUUUUCGCCGUCGGCUGGCUAAGCUGAGUCAGUCAGAGCUCCGCGUGACACAGAGACCUCAUGCGGUGCUUGGUGUGGCAUCUCCCAUGCUUCCCUGUCGGUAGAAUCAGCUGCGUGAUGUCAUUAGCCGAGAUCUCUGGUAUGUGGAGGCCGCGAGCCAAGUGAAGUGUUUUGGUGGUUUGUAGCAAGGCGGAGUAGGUACCGUGUAUUGCCACCCCGGUGCACCGACGCCGUAAAGGGCGAGACAUAUAUGUACGUGCAUCGAUUCCUGUGCUCGGUCUUCGGAAUGGUUCAGGUACUCAGGUGGUCUGCGUACCCGGGUGAUAUGCAUGCUACCUUUUGUGACGGAGCGAUUGACGUGUAUACAUACAUCAAA
Pollicipes pollicipes is the source of this 2570-nucleotide messenger RNA. RefSeq names its product histone acetyltransferase KAT6A. The transcript has 6 exons. Gene Ontology annotation, biological process: negative regulation of DNA-templated transcription. Gene Ontology annotation, molecular function: chromatin binding; histone binding; DNA binding. Gene Ontology annotation, cellular component: nucleus. Bases 59 to 1747 code for a protein of 562 amino acids. The record is from RefSeq and is a predicted model, not a curated record. NCBI's taxonomy places the organism in Eukaryota, Metazoa, Arthropoda, Thecostraca, Pollicipedomorpha, Pollicipedidae.